UGUUGUCUACGAUGAUAAUAUAAUGUUUUGUAUUAGUAUUAUCCCACCAAAUUUUUUUCACCCUUAUUUUAGUUGGAGACGCAGUCGGUUUUUGAUUUUUGGUCAUAACGGUACACACACGUAUGUCCUUAUCGUGUGUAUUGUGUCUUCACAAUAUUUUUUCGGGACGAAAAUCAUCCUUAAACAAUAACAAUAAUAAAUAUAUCUAAAUUGUUGAUAAUUUUUGAAUAGAAACAAAAUAAGCCACGAAUAAAUAUAAAAAUAAAUGAAAAUAAAUCAACAAUUUUAAUUAGUUUCUUCCCAAAUAAACAAAAUUAUUAACCAACCAACCAACCAACCAACUUCUUUUUAUUUUUCUGAUUUUUUUUUUCUAAUGGGAAGGAGUGAAUUCAUUCUAAUUACAAAGAGAUCUGUGUAUAUGUAAAUAGUGUAUGACUAAAUAGUAUUGUGCUUAAAAAUUAAAGGAAAGAUAUAGUUGAGUCCUGUAAUUCUACGUGUAGUUUGUGGAAAAUAAACAUGGAGAAAAACUAACACAGAAUCUUUUGGUAAUAUCAAGUGAAACGGAAUCAAAAGCCCGGUCAUGAUUGUUAAUAAAAGUCAUAGUUGCACCAAAUAUAACAAUUCUCGGUCAUAUUUAAGCAAAAGCAAUGACACCAUGUUGCAAUAAUAUCCUUUCUUCGGUACUGGAUUUUCCACAGGAUUGGAUUUAAAUAAUUUUUAACACAUAAACAUUGUAAACAUUGUGUUCUCGGGCUAUAGAAAAUGCUGUUAUUUUUUCUUUCUUUCUAAUAAUACCAGAGUGUGAUGUAUAUCCUUUCCAUAAAGCUUACUCGACCCCCAACCCCUUUAUUAUUCUAAUGCCUAGACGUAUCUGAGAGGAAAUUAGAAAAUAUAGAGUCACAGAAAAAGGGACGAGGCCAGCGGUGUGAGAAAAAAAUAAAAAGUAGCUCUUAUGGCUAAUGUUAUAAUUAUAUAUUUGUGUGUAUAUUAUAUGGGCUCUGUUAUGUGGCGUUGUGUAAAAUUUGCAAAAAAACUCUAAUUUCCAGCAGUUUUGAAGCUACAAUUUCAAGCUUUUUUGUCACGAAAAUACUGUGUUGCGUUUUAAUUUAUUUAUUUUUUUUCCGAAAUUCAGUUUGUUUUCAAACUGUUUGGUUUAGAGUGUAUCCUGUAAAUAAGCGUGAAUUAUAAAUAAAAUAAAGUGAAGAAGUGCAUAAUGCAAAACAAUUUCAUAUAUAAAUUUCCAACUUCUAAGUGGAUGUUGACGAAAGAGAAAAAUUAAAGGGGAAUGUGUUUAUUGUUUGUGUAUAUGUAAGAAGCUGAAUAGAAAUACAGAAGGAGAUCUUCAGAAAACUUUAUGGAUAUGUUCAGAAUGUAAUUAGGAAGAGGAAACAAUUAAGUCACCAACAUUCUUUAUCAUCGUCCACAUGUGAAAGUCCUUAUUGCCGGGAUAGUUUGACUAUUAUGGACCUUUUAUAUUCCGAUAUAGUAGAAAAAGAAAAAAAUAGUUUUAUAUUUUAAAAUUCGGUAAAAAAAAACUUUAAUAAAAAUAACAGCUUCAUCACUUGUGCUUGAAAAGAUAAUAAUGUAUCUAACAGAUCAAAUCUAACGCAUGAUGUCCGUAAAAAUGGUGAAAACCCGAAUAUAUACAAAAACAACUAGCUCAUAAGAAUCAAAUAGAAUAAAGUUGUAAAAAAAUUAUGGACAAUCAAAAUAACAGUGUGAAGAAAUUCUAACAUCUAACUUUGUUGCUGCAUAACAAAUAAUUGUUUCUUUCAACUUGCGAAGUGGGGACACACGUUGCAAAAGAUAUUUUCGUAUCUUCUGUAGUAAAACUGUGUGAUAUGCGUUCCCUGCGUGUUUACUACAAGAUCGUAAUGCAGAACUAUGCAAUUUUUCUCUUAUUCUAUUUUGUAAGAAAUUUAUAAAAAAAUUGUGUGAUCAAAAUUGCGUUUUUGUACGAAAUCAUAAUCGACGCCUAUGAUAAAUAAUGAUAGAUGCAUUCCAUGCGGUCACGCGGUAAACGUUAAUUGAUAAUAUAUACAAAUUAACACAUAUUCCGACUGGUCCAUUUAAAAGAGGUAUUUAAAAAUAAUAAAGCAUAAAUAUAUAUAUACAUAUAUAUAUCCAUCUAGUUUUUAUAAUUUAAUCAAAUGUUUAGAAAAAAGUCGAGAAAUUGUGAAACAAAACAAACGCCAACGAAUAAAAAAUUCUCCUGUUGCGGGAAAACAUUACCAUACCCAUCAUCAACAUUACCACCACCAUCACUUCUACCCACAUGGAUAUGGAAUCUAUCGGUGAGAUAAUCGAUCAGCAAUCCCUUGGCGAAUCGCUUGUUGUUGAAACUCCGGUGGAUUCACCAAAUCAAAGUAAUCAUGGGACAGUUGUGAUGGUUGGAACCGUGAUAGAUGGUAUCGUCACGAGCCAUCACACUCAACAACAACAACAGCAGCAACACAGCCACCAACAACAUCAUCAUCAACAGCAACAGCAUCAUUUAAAUAGUAGCAAUAACGGUCAUCAACAUCUUCAUCAUGAUCAACAUCAACAAUCCGGCAAUAGUGGUCAUCACAAUCAUCAUCAUCACUCAGUUUCAAAUGAUGAUUGUAUUAGCACAGAGUCGGAAAUUUCAGGGCUUGGUCCAUUGUCGGUUUCAACAACACCUGGUGGCCAUUCGCGCAUCAUAACCCAUGCUGGACACAGUUUGGAGCUAAUUAAGCAGGAACAUAAGGUUGCUGGAGUUGAUGUUGUUGUGGCUUCAGCCGGUGAAUUAUCCCCUGAGGAAGUGGAGGUAACAUUGGAUGCCGCUCAUCAUCAUCACCAUCACCAUCAUCACCACCAUCAUCAUCAGAGCCGUCAUGAAACUCUUUCCGUGAUUGUUCAACCGCAAGAGGAUUCGCGUGAUUCACAGCUACUUAGCCCGGGUAAGCUAACACCCUCGUCCGAAAUGAUUGACACUUCAGAUUUUCGGAGUCUACACGAACCUACCUAUCAGACAUUAACGUCGGUCAAUGGACGAAUGUCACCACCCGGGUUCAGUCCCAACUCAUCAUACGCAACGCUCACUCCAUUGCAGCCACUUCCACCUAUCUCAACAAUGUCUGACAAAUUUGCAUAUGGUCAUGCCAGCAAUGUAAGUGGCUCAUUUACGGUGAUGCAGAAUAAUAACAUGAGUAGCCUGAGCCUUGGGCUGAGCGGGGUGAAUUCACCGUUCAAUUAUGAUAAACUACCCUCAAUCGGGAUGUCCCCUCCGCACAAUUAUUCAUCACCAACAAACACUCUAGGUGGAAUGGGUAUGUCUCAGCAGCCUAGUCCGCUCUCUCCGCAAAGUUCGUAUAGUCAAAAUGAUCUCCAAUCGCCACAGAAGAGUAUGUCGCCUGCAGGAUAUGAAUCUCCCUACGGCCAUCGGGAUUUACUGAAUCGCCAACAGCUUCAACAGCAUAGUCCAACGUUAAGUCCACAGUCCACAUCGUUAAAUUCGCCUGGCGGGAAUACCAUUGCUGCAACGAGUUUCGGUUCGACGAACCUAACAACAAUAAAUGGUCUCACAACAAUCGCCACCCAUUCAAAUGUAGUUUCGCCAAUACCCCACUCAACACCACCGGGAUUAGUCCAAAUUUCACAUGUACAUCGUGAAGCCGUCGUAGUUCAAUCGCCGUCCCCUCCUACGCUCACCAUUCAACACACGCCCAUACAGCAUCACCAAGUCAUUACUGGCAAAACCGCGUUCAUAAUUGGUGCGAGCCACCAACAGCGUCAACAGCAGAAUAGUACUAAUAACGUAAAUCCUGGUAAUCAACAACACAAUGGCCAACAUCGCAAUAAUAAUUUAACAGCAACAAGUCAGACUAUCCAGCAAUCAAUAACAACGGUGAAUAAUAAUAAUAACAAUAACACAAACAAUAAUAAUUCAAAUAAUAAUAGUACACCAGUGACUGUCACAUCAAUAAGCAACGAUGCGGAAGAAAUUAAUACUAAAGAACUUGCGCAAAGAAUAUCGGCGGAACUAAAACGUUAUAGUAUACCUCAAGCGAUUUUUGCACAACGUGUCCUGUGUCGAUCACAAGGGACACUCUCAGACCUCUUGAGAAAUCCAAAACCUUGGUCUAAAUUGAAAUCCGGUCGUGAAACAUUCCGACGUAUGUACAAAUGGUUACAAGAGCCGGAGUUUCAAAGGAUGUCAGCGUUAAGGAUGGCAGACAACCAGAUAUCUGCUGUACGCAAUGUUAACAACGUGAAUUUAAUGAACAACAACAACAACAAUAAACAAAACAGCAACUACAACAUCAAUUACAAUAUUAAUCAGAGAUUAAAAACGGCCCCAACCACAACAACAACAACAACUACCACUCCAACUUCAAUUUCAACAACAAUAGCAACAUUUCCAUCUGGAACAAGUAUUUCAUCUUUCAAUUUCGCCCACCGCACAGAUUCCACAGAGAGGCAGCUGCAAACGGAAAGAGGAUACACAACAACAAGAACAUAUGCCAACGCCCAAGAAGCCACGAUUAGUUUUUACCGACCUUCAGAGGCGAACUUUACAAGCUAUUUUUAAGGAAACGAAGCGGCCUUCAAAAGAAAUGCAAGUUACAAUAGCAAGGCAACUAGGUUUAGAACCUACAACUGUUGGUAACUUUUUCAUGAAUGCACGUCGUCGUUCCAUGGAUAAAUGGAAAGAUGAAGAUCCAA
Molecule: messenger RNA, 4686 nt
Organism: Hermetia illucens (black soldier fly)
Lineage: Eukaryota; Metazoa; Arthropoda; Insecta; Diptera; Stratiomyidae
Gene: onecut
Product: homeobox protein 5
Exons: 6
Coding region: 2276-4552 (758 amino acids)
Biological process (GO): regulation of transcription by RNA polymerase II
Cellular component (GO): nucleus
Molecular function (GO): RNA polymerase II cis-regulatory region sequence-specific DNA binding; DNA-binding transcription factor activity, RNA polymerase II-specific
Source: RefSeq, a predicted model, not a curated record